This is a messenger RNA of Phalaenopsis equestris, 1399 nucleotides long. RefSeq names its product inositol 3-kinase. Gene Ontology annotation, molecular function: kinase activity. Lineage: Eukaryota; Viridiplantae; Streptophyta; Magnoliopsida; Asparagales; Orchidaceae. Gene Ontology annotation, biological process: myo-inositol hexakisphosphate biosynthetic process. The record is from RefSeq and is a predicted model, not a curated record. The transcript is spliced from 2 exons. Bases 124 to 1197 code for a protein of 357 amino acids.
ACGAUGCGCCUGCCGUAUCAGCAACCAGCAAUUUCGAUCACGGCAUGCAGGAGUAGUACGCCCUUCUCUUCCGCUUUCCAUCUCUCCUCCGACCCGGGAUGCGGGAGAAGGGCAUAAUUCUCCAUGGCCGGGGAAGAGGAGACCAUGGAAGAUCACUGCCAUCCGAAAUCGUCGGCGGGCGGUGGUGGUCUAGUCGUCGGGAACUACUGCCAUGAUGUCAUAUUCCGCGACGGCGUUGUCGUCGGAGAAGGCCUAGGCGGUGCCGCCUCUUUUCUCUCUAACGUCCUCGAUCCCCUCUCCCGAAAUCCCUCCAUCUACAUCUCUAAGGUCGGUUCCGACUUCUCCUACUCAGUCUCCAACGCACCCAUCACUUCCACCUCUUCUCGAACGACCCUCUUCCACGCCCACUUCCCUUCCGCAUCCGGUGGAGGCUACCAUGGAGACCGCAUUCUUCAUCGUGUUCGUGCCUGCGAAUCGAUCUUCCCUUCCGAUCUCCCCUUAUGCAGAUUCGACUUCGGUCUCGCUGCUGGAGUUGCUGGGGAGAUUCUUCCGGAAACCCUAGCCCUCAUGCUUGAUCUGUGCCGCGUUAUGUUGGUCGACGUGCAGGGGCUAAUUCGGGUUUUUGACUCGGGCGACGGAACCGUGGGACUUGCUCCGCUGAGGAGCACUGCUUUUUUGGAGUUUAUUCCUCGAAUCGAUUUUCUGAAGGCGUCGGCUGACGAGGCGCCCUUUCUGGAUUUAGAGGAAGUGAGGAAGGUUUGCUGCGUGAUAGUCACGGAGGGGAAGGAUGGGUGCAGCGUAUAUUGGAAGGAAGGGGAGGUGAAGGUUGCUCCAUUCCCGGUUGUUCAGAUCGAUCCGACCGGCGCCGGAGAUAGUUUUUUGGGUGGGUUUGUUGUGGGGUUGAGCUGGGGCUUGGCCGUGCCGGAUGCUGCGCUUCUGGGGAAUUUCUUUGGCGCGCUAACUGUAGGCCAGAUUGGAGUUCCUAAGUUCGAGCUGAGCUUGCUAAAGGCUGUGAGGCAAGAACUGGAGAGAAUGGGAACCCAAUUCUCAGAACCAUGCAGCAGAAAUUUUUCUGUAAGUUAUCAGAAAUCAGUUUCUCAUGAAGAUUUCCGAGAUUUCUUAGUUAGAGCUGCUGAGUUAUAUUGCUGCGGUAAUAGCGAUUUAACCCAAGUAAAUCACAUAGGAGAAAUUGCUUGAAGCCUGGAAUGAGUUAGAUGACAGCAUAGCGAAAUAAUUUUACAUAUUUACAACACAUUUUCUUUUUUUUAUUGUCAAAUAAACCAAUGCUUGGACCAUAUAGGACAUAGCUCAUUAUGGUAGUUGGUAGAGUCCUGCACUGAAAUAUUGCAAUUUCCUCAAAAAUAUAAAGUUUAGAACCAAGGCAAUAGAUUUUUCCCAA